AGCAAUGCAAUCCCAAAAAAAAAAAACUUUCACAAAAAACAAAAUUUUACAAAACGAAAGCUGGAGAGUUCCUCAAGCCUCGAUCGACGCUCGUCGCUCGCUCCUUAUCGCUGCGUUGGCCAAGUCAACUGAUAACUGCUAGUCCAAUGACGAUGAUGGCGCUGAUAAGUCAGUGCCGGCACUAACCACUGCCAGAACGAAGAAAACUUUACAUUUAAGCAGCAAAAAAGACAAAACUCUCCAUGGAGCUGCUGCAUCGCGCUGUGCUCACCGCUUUGGGUGCGGUGUCCCUCGUCUAUGCGCUGGUCAAGAUCAGCUUGGGCUACUGGAAGCGACGCGGCAUACUGCACGAGAAGCCAAAGUUCUUUUGGGGCAACAUCAAGGGCGUUGUGACGGGCAAGCGGCAUCUGCAGGAUGCGCUGCAGGCCAUCUACGCGGAGUACAAGGGUCGAGCGCCCUUCGUGGGCUUCUUUGCGUGCAUCAAGCCAUUCGUUUUGGUGCUGGAUCUGGAGCUAGUGCGUCACAUUCUGGUCACACACGCGGGCAACUUCACGACGCGCGGCCUCUACAGCACUGCGAGUGUGGAGCCGCUCUCGGGCAAUCUGCUGCAGCUGGAUGGACACAAGUGGCGCGCGUUGCACGCUCAAUCCGCGGGCGUGUUCAGCGCGGCGAACAUCAACAAGCUGCUGCCCCGACUGCUGCAAAUCUCCAGAGGUUUCCAGAGCUCUCUGGGCAAGCAGCGUCUGCAAACGCUCAACAUCAACGAGCUGGUGGACAGCUACAACCUGGAAGUGGUGGCCUCAAUGGCCUUUGGCCUGACUGUCGAUCACACAGAGUUCCGCCGUUGGACCCAGACCUACUGGAGCAACUUUAGUCUGUGGCGUGCGUAUUUGGCGCUGGAAUUCCCGCUGCUCGCGCGGGUACUCAGGCACCAGAGCUAUGACAAGGCGGCCACGGACUACUUUCAAAAGGUGGCACUCAGGCAGCUGCAGGAGCAGCGCAAGAGGGAUCGCCAGCCGCUGCAGACCUUCCUCCAGCUCUACUCACGCAUGGAACAGCCGCUGGAUGAUGUGCAGAUUGCGGCGCAGGCUUUCGGCUUCGUGCUAGCCGGUCUGGUGCCCCUCAAUGCCACGCUCAGCUUUUGUCUGUACGAAUUGGCGCAGCACCCGGAGCUGCAGGAGCGCGUCAGAGCGGAGAUACGCGGGACUCUGCAGCAACACGACGGGCAGCUGACACAGGAAGGGCUGAAGGAGCUGCUGUACACGAAGCAAGUGCUGAAUGAGACGCUUCGCCUGCACACACCUUAUCCCUUGCUGCUGCGUCGUGCCACCAAGGAGUUUGAGCUGCCCGGCUCGGUGUUUGUCAUAGCGCGAGGCAACAAUGUGAUCAUACCCACGGCAGCCAUACACCGGGAUCCUGCCAUCUACGACGAGCCCCUGCGCUUUGAUCCGGAUCGCUUUGAGGCGGAGGCCAGGCGUAAGCGUCCCGCCAUGUCCUUUCUGCCCUUUGGCGAUGGAUUGCGCGGCUGCAUAGCCGCACAGUUUGUGGAGCAGGAGCUGCUGGUGGGACUUGUGGCGCUGCUGCAGCAUCACAGAUAUGCGCCCUGCGCUAAGACGGAGAUUCCCCUGAAAUAUGACAAUGGCAGGCUGCUAUUAAUGCCAAAAACUGAAAUUUAUCUGAGUGUGGAGCGGAUGGACAACUGAGGGCAAAGGCUAGCCCUAGGCAGUAACUACUACUAUUUCCUCUGUAUUGUUUUGUACAAAUAUUUUUGAUUGUUUUCUAUCUACACAUCUGUAGGUAUAUUUUGUAUGCGCACCUUAGUUUGUUAAUAACUUUAAGCUGUGGGUCUUGUGUGAUAAUGCAGACGAUGAUUUUAUUUCUAUUUACUGCACCAAGAUCAAAUACCUGAACAAAUAAAUGAGAUCACUAUGAUUAAA
Messenger RNA from Drosophila guanche, 1937 nucleotides. It is a transcript of the gene Cyp6u1, whose product is annotated as probable cytochrome P450 6u1. Gene Ontology annotation, molecular function: oxidoreductase activity, acting on paired donors, with incorporation or reduction of molecular oxygen; heme binding; iron ion binding. Lineage: Eukaryota; Metazoa; Arthropoda; Insecta; Diptera; Drosophilidae. The record is from RefSeq and is a predicted model, not a curated record. The coding region runs from base 243 to 1703 and encodes 486 amino acids. The transcript is spliced from 3 exons.